Molecule: messenger RNA, 1656 nt
Organism: Eurytemora carolleeae
Lineage: Eukaryota; Metazoa; Arthropoda; Copepoda; Calanoida; Temoridae
Product: probable ATP-dependent RNA helicase ddx17
Exons: 2
Coding region: 127-1542 (471 amino acids)
Source: RefSeq, a predicted model, not a curated record
AAAGUACUAGUCUCCGGGUUUAAACUCCUACAGUCGACUGUUGGACGAGACGGAGAUAACAUGUGGUUUUGUUCACACGGACCAGUAUAGAUCAGAUCAGACUAGGACGGAUAACUAUUUUUCGCCAUGAUUUUCCUCAGAGAUUCUACAUUGCUCUUUUUCUCCUUCUGUCUAGUCUACAUAAACGGAACCCAGACACUGGUCGAUUCUAAAAUAAAUACAAUAACCAGGUUUACCAAAGAUCUCGGAAACCUUAAUCCAUUUUCAAGCUCUCAUCCGUUUAGAAACCUCCUAAACCAUUCUGGCAGUUCCAGUUCAAAUUCCAAACCUUCAUAUAAACCUAAGCCGAGUUACAGAGCUCCGAAACCAAGCUACAAGUCUCCUGGUUCAGGCUCGAAAAAACCAAGCUAUAAACAGAACAAUUCUGCGAACCAAAAGCCAAGCUAUGGAAGUAGUAGUUCUCUACGAGCUCCAACCUCUACCGGAGUACAAGGAUACAACGGAGGACAAGGGACCACCGGAGCCGGGUCUACAUUGACUCGAGAGGAGCUACUUACUCUGGUUCUACAGAUGCACAGUAUGAUUCAUGAAUUGAUAGAAGAGAACAAUGAAUCCUACGGGACUCCCCUGGGUAAACCUAUUAAUGGUGGAUCAACACAGUCUCUUCCUACAUAUGGGACUGCAAGCCAAGCUUUAGAAUCCUAUGGAGUAAGCAACAGUCAACCCUUAAAUUCAUUUAAUUCACAGAACUCUCUUCCAACAUACGGAGGUUCCAAUCGUCCUGCUCAGGCACCAAACUCAUAUGUAGGACCGACUGCAAUCCCUUCAUCAGCAUCCGUAGGUUACAGUGGUGCAUCUUCAGCAACCUCGGGAUACAGUGGUCCAUCCUCAGCCUCCUCGGUAUACAGUGGUUCAUCCUCGGCCUCCUUAGGAUUCAGUGGUCCAUCUUCAUCCUCUUCAGGAUACGGUGGUCCGUCCUCAGUCUCUUCAGGAUACAGUGGCCCCUCUGGAUCAUCUGAUAUACAGGCAACCUUUAGUGGUUCCGUUCAGCCUUCAUACAACUCAGCCUCUACAUCUUCUUCCUCCGUAUCCUCAGCAUCUGAAGCUUCAGAUAGUUACGGAGAUCCUAUUGCUGAUCCUGUUAUUAGUUCAACCCUGGACCAGAUAGUUAACACUCUCUCAGCUUAUCAAUCAAACCAACCUAAUCUGCAGUCGAGCCAAAGAAAUCAGGCCAGCUAUAAAUCAAAUACAAGAACCAGGCGGAAGAAUGAGUUCGUACCUUCUCCUAAAUGGUACCCAGAUGAAACAGAAUCUGAGGAUAGUGUUGUUACAAACCCACAGAGGAUCAGAGCUAUCCUUGCAAUUCUAGAAAACCGUAGGAUAGAUGAGAGUUCUCCAAGUAACGUGAGCAAACGUAAUAUCGAGGAUAUUCUGGAGCUCUUAGACCUAGAUCUUGAACAGGAUGCAGAGUAUCUAGUUGAAGAUUUUGCAGUAAACCAGGAGCAUGAACUUAUCCUUGAAUCCUUCUUUAAACGAAAAUAGAUCUAAUUAUUAUUAUUAUUAUUGUUCUUCUAUUCAAGCAGAAUUUACUGUUAAAACUCACUUGUAAGAUUUAUUUGUUAUAUGAAUAAAAAGAAACUUAGUUUUCCUCAUUUA